Molecule: messenger RNA, 8295 nt
Organism: Pristis pectinata (smalltooth sawfish)
Lineage: Eukaryota; Metazoa; Chordata; Chondrichthyes; Rhinopristiformes; Pristidae
Gene: rimkla
Product: ribosomal modification protein rimK-like family member A
Exons: 6
Coding region: 545-1726 (393 amino acids)
Biological process (GO): protein modification process
Cellular component (GO): cytoplasm
Molecular function (GO): metal ion binding; ligase activity, forming carbon-nitrogen bonds; ATP binding
Source: RefSeq, a predicted model, not a curated record
CUCUCUCCCCCCCCCCCCCCUUCCCUUCCCUUCCCUUCCCCUCCCCGCCACCAAACCCUGGCCGCGCCGUCGCGCCCCGCCUCCCCUCCACGGGUCGCCUCACUAACUCACAACAAAACCGAGAGGCAGGCGCCUGGCGCGGUCCCUGCGCACACACACACACACUCCGCGAUUACCGAGCGACCGAGGAGCCACUCGCACGCCGGGAGAGGGAAAGUCGCCUCAACAAUUGCCGAACAAAGGAAAUAACCGUUAUCCGUCCCGUUAAAGGGCAUCGAAGGAGGGAGGGGACAACCCUUCCCUUCUGGCGGUUCGAGAUUUUUCUCUUUAAUGUAAUUGUGUGAGGGGAGAGAGCUGUCUUGCUCGCCCUGGGCGACUGAGGAGGAUCGGAGCCCGCGGGCGGAGAAGUGGCGCCCGCCCCUCCGUCCCUCCAUCCCAGACCGCUGCCUCAGGCUGGCUCCGCUCCUCAUCAAUCACCGCCUCCCGCUCCCCGACCACCGUUCUCUCUGGUGAUUAUUGGGCUGACCGUUUUGUUGUGCGAAUCAUGUCCGCCCGCGUCUGGUUCGUGACAGAUCGCAGGAUCCUGCAGGAUUACCCUCAGCAGGAGAUCGAACGCGCACUCCGGCAGAAAUGUGCCGAGGAGGAGGUCGAGUUUCGCAUGGUCUUGAUGGACGAGAUCGUCAUCACCAUCGAGCAGGGAGCUUUGGGAUUGCGUAUCAAUCAGGAGCUGGUAACCAGUUACCCUCAGGUGGUGGUGGUUAGAGUUCCCACUCCUUCAGUACAGAAUGACAGUGAUAUAACAUUAUUGCGCCACCUCGAGAAGAUGGGCUGUCGCCUAGCCAAUCGUCCUCAGGCCAUAUUGCACUGUGUUAACAAGUUCUGGACAUUCCAGGAACUAGCUGGUCAUGGAAUACCAUUACCUGAUACUUUCUCUUAUGGUGGCCAUGAAAAUUUUUCAAAAAUGAUUGAUGAAGCUGAACCUUUGGGUUAUCCAGUAGUAGUUAAAAACACACGAGGUCAUCGAGGUAAAGCAGUAUUCCUGGCACGGGACAAGCAUCAUUUGUCAGAUUUAUCUCACCUAAUACGACAUGAUGCUCCAUACCUUUUCCAAAAAUAUGUUAAGGAAUCCCAUGGGAAGGAUAUCCGUGUAGUGAUGGUGGGAGGCCGUGUAAUUGGUGCGAUGUUACGCUGCUCUACUGAUGGAAGAAUGCAAAGCAAUUGUUCACUAGGAGGUGUUGGUGUGCUGUACCAGUUGAGUGAGCAGGGAAAGCAGUUGGCAAUCCAGGUUUCCAAUAUUUUGGGCAUGGACAUUUGCGGUAUCGAUCUGCUCAGAAAAGAUGAUGGUUCUUUUGUAGUGUGUGAAGCCAACGCAAAUGUAGGUUUCAAAGCCUUUGACAAAGCUUGCAAUCUGGAUGUAAGCAGUAUCAUAGCGGACUACGCCCUGUCAUUACUGCCAAGCAGACUGACCAGAAAAAUGUCACUUCUUUCUGUAGUUUCCAGUGCUAGUGAAACAAGUGAGCCAGAAGUGGGGGCUCCAGUCAGCGCCAUCCCGGAGAGUGUAUUCACCAUGAGUGUGGGAUCGAGCUCCAGCGAGAGUGACCCUGAAAUAGUGGAGGUCAGGGAUUCUGACACUACUGCUUCUAGGUCCAUGCACACUGUACUGCCUGAGCCAGGCUACAACAUGAACAAUCUCAUAAAUACUGAAAUUAAAUUAUUGAGUGAGUGAGAUGAGGAAGCUCUACUAACAGGUAUAAACAGGGGUGCUUUCCCAGCUCAGCUGGAUGUAAAGGUAAAAGAAUUAACAGAAGGGACAUGAUGUAAUUUUUUUUCUUCCAUAUUAACCAUUAAGUCUGAGUUUGUGAAUAACCCUGAUUGAAUACAACUAUUAGUCCACUCCAGGUGGGUUAUGGUGUCUCGAUGCCAUUGAGGUGGGCGGGUGGGAUUGUUUAUUAAAGACAACCUGUAAACUUAAUUCAAUAAUACAAUAGGAUGAUUUCAGUUGAUUGUCUAUAAGGCAUUGCCUUGGCAAUAAGAAGGUAGUCAGUUAAUGUCUGAAAGGCAGAGACCGGUUAAUGUAGUGGAGGAAACCCUCCAUCAGUUCCAGUUAGGAAAUGCAUUGCCUCUGCUUGACAUCUCCCUAUGUUGGCAUGGUUGAUAUCAUGAACUUCCCUGCAUUUGGAAUCAAUCUCUUACCUCUAUACAAUGAACUGCCCUCCCAUGUUAUUUUCCUUAGAUUAGGUGCUUCACAUAUCCCUUGUUUUCUCUCUGCUAUACUAGCAGUGCUACUUAAUAAAGUCUGCCUGUACUGCACAUUUUUUGGGAAUUUUGGUGGGAGCAAUUUAAACUGAUGUGCUAAUUAACAAAUAAGCCAAUUAGUAUUCCAGAGCAUGUAGUCACUUACAAACUUGUAUUUCAACUGGCUUCAGAACAAAAGCAUAAGGAUGGAGUGGAAGAGGCAAUUUAAAGUAAAAUUACGGCACAUACCAAAAAUGAUACAAGCUGCAAUUUCAAUUCUUCACUUACUCUCACUAAAAAGAAAAUCCUUGAAUUGUAAGGUUAAAAUAUUGAUAAGAAAAAAACAAAUCUGCAGAAAAUGAGAGGGAAUUUAAUUGGCAGUGUGAAAAAUUACAUAGUUAAUUAUUUAAUAUUCUUAGUAGGCUUUGAAAUUUGGAAUAUGAUGUUGCCUACCAGGCUAAUUAAUGGAUAAAGGAUGCAUGUUGAGGGUGUGACUAGAAACAAUGGAAAAGUAAGUUGCUUAGAAGAAGUUUCUCUUUGUUUUAAUUUGAGAGAACAUUUUAGUGGAGAUUCAAUUAUGAGAGCGAUGGAUUCUUCCUUUUUGUCAACUCAGUUGAUUCAUUUAUAGCUCCAUAAGAACCAAUUAACAUGGAAAUAUCAGGGAAAUAAGUUGCAUAGUCUUGUCCUUUGAUGCAGAAAUGCUUUUGGUUUUCGAGUGACUAAAUUGAUGUGUGGUAUGAAUGCAUUAUGUUAUAAUGCCAGUGCUUUCUGUCAUUUUAAUUUUGCUUGCCAAUACUUAUACCAAUAUUACAAUUUAAGUUGAACAUAACAUAAACUAUUUGUCCCAUCUGAAACCAAUGUCUCCAAUAUUUUUACCCUGUAUAAUAUCAUGCAGGUUAUGGGUGAAAUGUGAAAUGCCUAUCUGCACCCUAACCAGCUGAUUUUAACAGGUGAAGUGCACAAGGUGCAAAAUGUAUAGAGGUUAAUAAGAAUUAGAAAAUCAUUUUACAUGAUUCAGAGUAGCAAAUUUGAUGUUUAUAUGCCAAAAUAUGGAUUAUCUGCUAGACAGGUAAUAUCCACAAAAUGUGUGAUGGUAGAGGGGUUGACUGAAUUCUAUCAGAUAUACCAGAAGCCAGCUCCAACUUGAGGACUGUUGAGGCUCUGUGAUCAAGUACCUGCAUUUAUGAAUUAUACCUUCCAGCAUGAUUAGCAGAAUAUUAGCAUCAUAUUGUGCUUUUCAAAUUUCAGUAAUUGUUGGUGAGUUUGAGUGCACAUUACUGAUAGUGUGACUUUUGGCAGCAAUUGUAAGUGUCAGCAAGCUCAAGGUCAGACACUAAAUGUACUAGGAUGUACAAUGUAGUAAUUUGAAACUAAUUUUAUUUAAAGUACUCAAGUUUCAAAAAUAGUUGAAGCGUAAGCUUUUAUCAUCUUACUGUUGUAAACACUGGCACUUUAAACAAAGGCCAUCAGCUUAUCUAGCUGUUGCUUAAUGAAAAAUCAAGUAAAAUUGCUCUAAGUGGCAGCUAUUAUGUGGGAUAAGCUACAUAUCAACCUGGUUAAUUCAUUACAUAUACCUAUUUUUUUAAAAAAGUGAUGAUUAGUGUAGUAUUAAAAACAAAUAUUACAUUGGGAUUGAAGUAACCUGAUAUCCAGAACAGAUUUGGCCACAGAAAUUUGUUUAUGUUUGCUGAAUUUUGACAGAUUUCCCAAAGAAAUUGGCUUGAGUUGCUGCAAAAACCCAGGUCCCCAAAUGUAAUAGAAGCAUUUCUGUAUACAAGAGUCAGUAUGAUUUUAUGCUCCACAACAAGCAGUAUGUACAUCUCAAUAAUGUUUACAUAUAACAAAAACGUGGUGCUGGGCACUCUUUGCACCAUUGCUAUACAGGACAACUCUCAAUGUAGAAUAUUGAUCUGCCAGUAUUUAAAGCAGUAAAAGAUGACAGACUCUACCUGCAGUAUUCUUCUGUACACGGAAACUAUAAUGAUCUGUGUCUGCACUUAAGUAAAAAUACUCGGCAGGUCAGGCUGCAUCUAUGGAGAGAGAUGAACAGAGUUGACAGACUAGAUCCAUGACCUUGCAUCCAACACUUUGUUUUUAUUCAGAUUUCCAGCAGCUAGUUCUUUUUGCAGAUGUGUUAUCUGUGCUUCCAUUAACUUCAAAACUAUUGCAAUUACAACAAGAGUUGAAAGAUUUGCAACAUUAUAUCCUAGAAAUAAUUGUCUUUUUAAGAUGGAUUGUGAACAUUUACUAUUCUAUAAAUAUAAUUUAUCUCAAUUUUUUAAACAGCAGUUAUUUUGGAAAAUUAAAUUUCAAAAUUUAAGGCUUUGCUUUCACACAAUGUUCUGAUUGACUACUUCCGCUCUUCUCCAGCUCCUGCUAGCUUUGAAAUAAAUAUUAAAAAUUUGUUGAAAUAUUUUGACAGCAUUAAGGAAUUAAUGGCACCAAUAUGUUGAGUACACAUCUAUAUGGAGCACCACCUUUAACUUUACUGUGCCUGGACAAGAGGGACAAGGCAAUUAACCUGCAGGAGAAAGUAUGAACAGUAACAAAAGAUUAGAGUAGAUUUGACUCUUAUUUCUCCAGUGGUUGUAAUACUCUGGUUUUGACUCCAGGUCAAAAUCAAACAUUUAAUACUUAAGCUUGCAGUUGAAGUGCCUGAGGGUCACCAAGUAGAACUGUGACCUAGUCUUCAGGGAAGUAAAGGUGAGGGAGAAAAUUCAUAUUUACAGCCACCUUUGUGAAGAAGUUGUAUAGUUUCAACAAGGGACAGAUAAUUCUAUUUGCUGGUAACAUUAUUUAUUGCAUAAACAGUAUACUUCCGUAAUCAUUCUCUUUCCUCAAACGGCAGAACAUGGAUUAGCCUUCAUGUUCUUUCCAAAGGAGUUCCUUAAUUUCCCUAUAAAUGUGAUAUUUUAAGAAUGGCCAGAUUUUGAUCUAGAUUAAAAUGUAACAGAAGAAAGGUGUUUUCUCACAGGCACUGUUAAUGACUGAAUAUUGUUACUUCUAAAUAGUUUUCUUUUCCCUGUGAAGUUAUGCAUCUUCUUCACAAAGCUAGCUUUAAAUCUUGAAUUUUCUCUUAUCCUUGCAAAUGUCCAAAAUUUAGACAUGGGGAGGCUACUGUUGUUGAGAGAGAGGCAUAACUUAUAAAGCACAUACUGUUUUUGUGAAAUUGGAGAGCUCCAGAACUGGUGGAAAAUCUCAUUCUGGUAGUGGAGAUGGUUUGCAAUUUCAGAGCAUUCAAGAGGAUGAAGGGCCUCUGUGUUUGCAUAAAUAGGUCCUGUAAAAUGCAUUUAAUGUAAUUAACUCUGGUAACUGAAGAGUGACAACAUUUUAAAAAUGCAGUAGUUCAAAGUGAAAGGGGUAAUGGAGAAGCAGCAGAAGUUUUUUCGCUGCUCUGCCCCAAAUUUUUCAGUAAUUUAAAAUAUUGAAGGUUUUACUUUUAGACUAUUAACAAUACUAUGACAAGUUGUAUAUGCAAUGGUUUGUGCACUGGAUGGAUCCUGGUUACAGUAAGACAUAUUAACACUUGGGUGAACCUGUGAGAAUUCAUGAUAUGUAGGUAGCUGUUGACCAAAUAUUUGCAGUAUGGAUCGAAGAUCUAAAUUAAUUUUUACUUUAAUAAUCUACAAAUAGUGAUUUUAAACAAAUGCAAGCCAUGCACAUGCAGAAUUUCUUUACAGAUGUGAAUUUCUUAUACCUGCGCAAAGCUCCCUUCUACAGAUUGUAAACAUAUAAAACAUUUGUCAGAUAGAUAUUCCAGCUAUUUGCUAAUCCAAUGCAAUGUGAUUAGCAGAUUAGUAUAUCCACAUCUGACUGACUAAAUAUUAUUGAAAUAAUUUUAUUAGAGGAAACUAAUGAGGGCAUGCUAAUAACUUUAAUUAUGUCAUCCACCCUUCCCCCAAUAAUUAUAGAAUGAAAUGAUGCACAGUUUUUAAAUGAGGAUAUUGGAAGAGACUUUACUCUUUCAUCCACACUUCCCUUCAUUCCAGUUUGGUUUGAGGUGUGAGCACUGGAACAAAAAUAUUAUUGCAGACCCUUAGCAUUUGCGUCUCUUCAAUGAGGAUUUUUUUUGACGUAAUACUUGAAAUUGUAAGUGUUGGUUGUCUUAACUUCAGCACGAUAGUAUCAUCAGACAAAAAAAAGCUGACUCUCCACUAUGCAGAAAACCUAACUGGAAUUCCUAAUUUAUUGUUUUAUCACAGCCUAACAUCUGUCUUUUUGCCCUAGGCAGAUUUGAGAGCAGUUCAUUUUACAGAGUAUGAAACUGAGCCAACUGUACCAACCCUGAUAUUUGGGUGCAUCUCCAGACCAACUGAGGGAGAACGGGAGAGGAAACCCUGUCCAAUUCUCCAGGCAUAAGUAGUAUGUUAUGCAUAUGUAGGUAGGAAUUAAAUUUAACUUGUAUUUAAGAGGAAAAAAAAUAUUUGAACAUCUAAAAACUGAGUUUAUGCUUUUACGGCUUAUUUCAUAAACACAGUGUUCUUUAAACAUUGGGAUAGGAAUGGGAGGGAACGGUAUGAAAAUGUACACUUUAUGAAUAAGCUGUGAGUGUUCUGGUGCACUGAACUGUACAGCUGUGAAGUUUGAAUUUAUUGAUGGUUUUACUGACUGCUUUUCUCUGUAGAGCAUUGUGUUUAGAGCAAAAUUGUUUUUUUUUGUGAAAGUAUGACUGUGCAUGCUAGACUGGGUGCCUUGUUCAAAUGUGAUUGAUGCAGUAGUCAGAAGGCCACGGAUAAGUUAGGGUAUAAGGCAUUUGCACAACCAGGUAUCCUUGACAACAUUAGGAAAAUAACUGAAGCAAUUUAAGUAACAAACCUUAAAAAUUUGUGUAAAUUACCUUUGCCGAGAUGGUUUGGGAGAUGUGCAUUACAUUUGUUUUCAAUGAUCUUUUGUUGGGGUAAAGCAGCCACAUGAGCUGCAUUUCCAUUCUGUUCAGUGUAUUGUGAAAAGUAACCUACUGGUUGUUUCUUUUUAGGUAAACUAUAGUAAGCUAAAGAGUGUUGCAUUUUCUACCCAGCAAUUUAUGUUCAGAAUCUAUAUCCUCGAUUUUACAUUGCACUUGCACAUUCUACAACGUGGAUUGUGACUUAGGGUCUGCCAAUAGUGAUAUUUGCAAUUACAUUGUCUUCAGGAUCAAACUGCUGAGAGUUGUAAAGGUGUUGACUGUGACAUUCAAACAGUGCAAAAUAAAAUUGGGGUAUGCAUUCUGUUCAAAAUGAUCUAUUCGACCCUUGGGCUGCAGUUCUGAAUGGCACAAUAGUGAUCUGCAUGAAAGGACCUUGUAUAUUAGCUGCAGAUUUUUUAUAAACCUAAAUUUGUAGCUUUUUUUGAUCUUGUCUAAAUGGCAGCUAGAAUUUUCAAAUUAAACUUAUGUAAGUUUUUCGUGUUUUGGCACACGGAGGAUAUUUUAUAAACUUAAAUUUUUUAAAAACAUUUUUACUUGUUAUUAAGUAUUCCACUUGUGAAUUGUCAUUUGGGUAUGAAAGGAAGCUGAAAUAGAAAAUGUUCCACUUGUAGAGCUGGUGCUGCUUUAUUGUGCUACUUGCGCAGCCUUGUUGUACAGCCUUUUUUUAAAGUCUGAGUGACCGCAGCCCAAAGGUAUAAUAAAACAAAUGGUAAAUCAUUUUCUGAUAGUACUUCAAGGUUUUGUUUCUGAUGAUAUGAAUGAUAUCCUUCGUUCAUUAAUGCAAACUACCUUUUUACUUUUGGCAUUAAGAGAGAAACACUUGGCCAUUUUUGGUCUCUUUGGGCAGCCAUCUAUUACAGCUGUGGGUUACUUAUUGUAUUUUUUUCAUGCGUUCACUCUGUGUGUAUGUAUGCGUGUGUGUGUGAGAGAGAGAACAUGUAUGUCUUUUGUGGUUGUACAGAUGUUAAGAGUGUGGUUAAAUGGUUGAUUUGGCAUUAUUUGAAAAUUUGAAGGACUAAUGAGAUUGAGAAUACUUGGUAGUGGUUUCAUGACCAUUUGAAUGGGAGUAAACUGAAUUCUUAAGAUCAGUAUUGUACUUUCCUUCCUAUAUGUAUGUGGAUUUUUAACAAUAAACCAACUGGAGUUUUAUUACA